Molecule: messenger RNA, 1836 nt
Organism: Coprinopsis cinerea okayama7#130
Lineage: Eukaryota; Fungi; Basidiomycota; Agaricomycetes; Agaricales; Psathyrellaceae
Product: acyl-CoA synthetase
Exons: 8
Coding region: 1-1836 (611 amino acids)
Biological process (GO): fatty acid metabolic process
Molecular function (GO): medium-chain fatty acid-CoA ligase activity
Source: RefSeq, a predicted model, not a curated record
AUGCCCCUCAGGCUAUCCAGAGCUUGCUAUGCCCGCAUUGCGCCUAGGGCCCUAAGAGGGUCGAAGCCAGCACCGAAACGUUCAUUGUCCAGCGCUGAGGGACCAUUGGAACCACCCUUGUCGAACAAAACUCUACCACAAUUCUGGAGGACAGAAAUCCUGGAGAAACAUAGUACCAGACCUGCCCUUAUUGCGUGUAAAGAACGUCCUCGAGCCCACGGAGGGCCACCGUCACCCAACCUUGGGGUUUCAGAUCGAUUGGCAUGGGACUACGAAGAGUUCAACCGACAUAUCGACGCGUUGGCUAGGGGCCUCCUAUGCAUGGGUGUCCAGAAGGGUGACAGGGUUGCUGUUAUCAUGGGUAACACUAGUGCCUAUGCGAUGCUGCAGUGGGCUUGUGCAAGCAUCGGCGCAAUUCUGGUCACGAUCAACCCCGCUUACCGACUCCACGAGCUCGUAGGCGCUCUCCAACUCGUCGGUGCAAAGCACCUAUUCGCCGUACCCAGUAUCCGAUCCUCCCACUAUGUCCGCAUGCUCUACGAGCUCUUCCCACAGGCUCGAAGCAUGCACCCAGGCGAACUCCAACUCGAGGAGCUACCGGAGCUUAAGAACAUUGUCAUGAUUGACAACGCAAACGAGGGCCAGGCCAUGCUUAAUGAGUUGGUGAUUCGCAGCGUAGUUGAUUGGAGGGAAGUACUACUGUGGUCAACGACGAGCCGUGAGGCACGGCUGCAGCAGGAGAUUGAAGCUUCGUUGGAUAAAGACGAGGUCAUCAACCUGCAGUUUACCAGUGGCACCACUGGCCUCCCUAAAGCUGUCUCGGUAGGCGCUUCCUGCAACGUCCCACCCCUCUUCCACUGCUUCGGCCUCGUACUCGGAAACUUGGCAUGCUGGACACACUCAGCUUGCAUCGUCUACCCAUCCGAGAUCUACGAUCCAGCCGCUAUCGUGGACGCAGUCUCAAAGGAGCGCUGUACCGCUCUGCACGGCGUCCCCACACACUUCCUCGGCGUUCUAGCCGAAGUGGAGAAACGCAAGAAGGAAGGCGAAAAACUCGACUUUACGAAUCUAAGAACGGGCAUUGCAGCAGGCUCUCCUAUACCCAUCGACCUCAUGCGCCGCCUGAUCUCCCAAAUCAACCUCACAGAGCUGACCGUGGCAUACGGAAUGACCGAAACGAGCCCCGUCUCUUUCCAAACCACGUCCACUGACCCCCUUCUCAAACGUGUUGAGACCGUCGGACGCAUCAUGCCUCACGUUAAAGCACGUAUCGUCUCUCCCGAUGGAGAGACUGUACCUAUCGGAGUUCCGGGCGAGCUCUUGGUCUCUGGGUACCUCUUGCAGAAGGGGUACUGGGGUGACGCGGAGCAGACGGAAAAGGUGAUGAAGAAAGACAAAGAUGGUGUUCUGUGGAUGCAUACCGGGGACGAGGCUGUCAUGGACGAGGAAGGGUACGUCAGGAUUGUAGGGAGGAUCAAGGAUAUCAUCAUUCGCGGAGGAGAGAAUCUCUUCCCUGUGCAAAUCGAGAACACACUAACAGCUCAUCCGUCCAUCAAAGAAGCAGCAGCCGUGUCUGUACCGGACAGCAAGUAUGGAGAGGUCGUUGGGGCAUGGAUUGUCCGUGAGCCAGGUGAGAGACCGGUGACCAUGCAGGAAGUGAGGGAUGUCGUUUGGAAAGGGAUGAAUCCUCAGAACGCCCCGGCAUGGGUCUGGUUCAUUGGCGAGGACGGCAACCCUGCCGAAUUGCCCAAGACUGCCAGCGGGAAGGUCAUGAAGCACGUCUUGCGGGAGUGGAGCAAGGAAUUGGCACAGAAGGAUGUUGGGCGAGUGCAGUAA